This is a messenger RNA of Didymodactylos carnosus, 1086 nucleotides long. The record is from the annotation of a GenBank genome assembly. Lineage: Eukaryota; Metazoa; Rotifera; Eurotatoria; Philodinida; Philodinidae.
AUGACGAAGAAUAAUAUUGAAAAACAUGUUGAUGUAUGUUGUGGAUUAGGUGAAAUUAAAUUGACUUGUUCUCAAAAUGAAAAAAUACGUUUAAAUAUUAUACAACUAUAUUAUACAGAAAAUUGUUAUCUAUUAGAGUCAAAUACAAAUUCAUCAACAUGUUGUAAAAGAAAAUCAUCUUGUUCUAGACGUAUAACAAAAUAUAGUCAUCAUUGUAAUGAACAACAAGAAUGUUUUAUUGAAAAAACAUGUUUAAAAAUUUAUAAACCAUGUGCUAUUCGGGGUAUUGUUGAUGUAGCCUACGGUCAAUACAUGACUAUUGACUAUUUUUGUAUUCCUCAAAGUAUGAGUUAUCAACAAUAUAUGGAAAAUAAAUAUCGGAAUAUGUUACCACUAUUACCAACAUUUGAUACCAAUAUUACUGUACAAUUACAGAAACCAUCAUCAUCUACAGGAGUUAAUGGUUGGAAGACGUUGACAGUUACCGAUACUUCUCUAUCUGCAGGUGCAAUUCGUUCAAAACGAAAAAAUUUAUUUUCAUUACGUUAUGACGAUGAGAAUGGUGAAUUAAAUGAUGAUAAUAGCUCAUGGAGUCAAUGGAAAUCAUCGGUGUUUUCUCUUAUGUUACUCAUAUUAUUUGCUAUUAUUUUUCUCUUACUUAUCUAUUGGAUUGCAUCAAAAAUUGGACAUCGUCUAAGACAUCGACAACCAUCAAAAGAAACAUUACUAGGACAUGAAGAAACAAAAGAAACAACAAUAACAACGACUCUUGAUCCAAUAAAUAUUGAAAAUUAUUCUUAUAAAAAUGGUAUUAUAGAUUCGGAUGCUAAAACACGAAUUUAUGCAUCACCAGAUGCAAGAUCAUUCUAUUAUACACCAUAUGAUCAUUCUCAAAAUCAACGUUAUCCAACAAAAUGUUAUGUAAAUGUUGAACAUGAUCAUCGUACAGGACAAAUUUAUUCAAGAACAUUACAAAAUGCACCUCAAAAUCCAUAUUCAUUCUCUUAUAGAAUACCAUCCUAUCGUAAUCACAAUCAUGGUAAAAUAUAUCUAAAUCAAUAUCCAGAAAAAAUAACAUUAACUUGA